Messenger RNA from Candidula unifasciata, 2721 nucleotides. The record is from the annotation of a GenBank genome assembly. NCBI's taxonomy places the organism in Eukaryota, Metazoa, Mollusca, Gastropoda, Stylommatophora, Geomitridae.
AUGGAGGAACUUAGAGAGAAAAUCAUCGCCCAAGCCAAGAAGUACUUCGGCGUGCCUUAUGCUAGAAAGUACUGGCCUCCACACAGCCCAGAGUACGCUUCGCCCAUCUUCUUGGACUGCUGUGGUUUGGUCCGUCAAGUCAUGCGCGACCUGCAAACGGAGAUGGGCUUCCAAUUGGGCCCAUGGAACCAGGCUUAUAUGUACGACACCCUCCCUGACACAGUCGCCAAGGACCAGAUGAAGCCUGGCGACCUGGUGUUUAUGUCCGGAGUCUACGUGAACCCUAAGAGAACGUACAAGAGGCAGCUGCACAACAUGGUGCAUGUGGAGAUCUGGCUGGGGGAAGGAGACAAGACCAUCGGCUCGCGAUGGAACAAUGGCAAGGUGCAGGUCUUUGACUCCUACCAGUUCUCCCCGAAGAGCUUCACCAGCGAGCAGUACAUUUUCAAGUCUAUAGAUACCUGGCUGAUGGGCAUCUGCCGUAGCCACUGUCCACAACACCCAUGGCGGUUGAAGACCCGCAAGCCCCACCGCAAGUCUGUUUUCAAUGUGGAAGAUACCAUAUGUGAUGAAAAAGCCAGCGAUGAAAGUGACGACAGCUGGCAAGUGGAGGGUGUUCGCUUAGAAGACGAUGAUAAUCUAGAUAUAAGCAAUAGUAUGCCUUUAUCAGAAAACGUCAUCGAAGACAGGGAGCACAAUAGCAUCGGCGGUAACCAGGUAUUGCGAAGCAAGGGUUUAGCGGAGACAGGUAACAGUGAGAUAGAUAUAUACAUGAUCAGAACCCAAAAUACAUUCAUCAACACUAAACUAUGUGUGUUUGACCACAGUUUUAGAGAAACACCAAUCCAAAAUAGCAAAGUCCAGUCUUACGGCAGGAACCACGCUCAGUCAAGUAACACAGCUGAAUGCUUUAGGGAUCAACCUAUCAGUAAAACAAAGCAGAGCCAAGAGUUCCUGGUGUAUAUCAGGAGAAUCACCCGAAGAAAUCAGAGUAUAGAAUCAGUAAUGAUGAAUAUUUUCAGAGUAGAUGUUUUUUACAACUUUGUCAUGGAUGUAGUUCAAAAAUUGCUCAUAAACGAACAAAUACUAAACAUCCAGAGGGACGGGGGUUCUGGUGACACGUAUAAAGACACUGGAGAAGGUAGAGAAGGCAUCUAUAGAAGGGACCGUCGACCAGCUAAGCUAACGCCGUGCUGUCUGCCCACCAACAUGCAGCCGACUUUCUUCAUUGGAGGCGGAAAUGGGAUCUCCUUAGUUGAAGGUCCUUUGCUAGCUUUGGGCUGGAGACGGACUGCUGACAGAUACGAUGAGAGGUUCAAGCUCAAGUGGGUGGAGAAUAAGAGCAGGAUAAACUACUUGACUUUUAGAGAAGGAGAACAGCUGGUGAACCAUAUUCCAAAUUGUAAACUUCUGACCAACAAGCUGGGCCUAUUGUGCAGUCUCCAGGAAUAUGAGCGAAUUACUUUGCUUACCAAAGGGAGGCUACCGAGAUUGAGAAUGGCUGACUUCGUUCCAGAAACUUACAAAUUGGAUGACAAAGUGGAUAGGGAGAAAUUUAUACAGGAAUAUAAAGAUGGAGAAACCUGGAUCUGUAAACCUACCGGCAUGAAUCAAGGGAAGGGUAUUUUUUUGUUGAGGUCUAAAGAAAAGGUUGACCAGCUGCUGGGGGAUAGGGACGCCAAACUGAACCCAAAGUUGAACAACAGAGGACCCUUGUUGAGGAUUGUACAACGAUACAUCUGCCAUCCACUUUUACUUGAGGGGCGAAAGUUUGAUAUACGAUCCUAUAUGUUUAUUGCCAGCACAGUUCCCUUUCUGGUACUCUACCAUAAAGGCUACGUGAGGUUGUCAUGCCACAAGUACAGCCCCGAGGAUAAUAACCUCACCAUUCAUCUCACCAACCAGUUUGUUCAGAAAAAAGAUCCAGCGUACAAAGACUUAAAAGAAGACACCGCAUGGACCAUGGACAAGCUGAAUGAUUAUAUCAAUGAACAUGUUGCCAAAGAGAAAGGUCUUGAACAAGACUGGGUCUAUGGAAAACUAACAAAACAAAUGCAGCGAAUUACACUGCACUGCUUCAACAGUGUCAAACACAAACUGCAAUGUAGAAUGGGCUACUUUGAUUUGUAUGGACUGGAUUUCAUGGUAGAUUCCGAUAUGAAGGUUUGGCUUAUCGAGAUCAAUGCCAACCCGGCUCUGCACACAAACUGCCAGGCACUGAAAGAUGCAAUUCCUUCUGUUGUAGAGGAAGCUAUUUAUCUGGCUUUAGAAUGCUUUGAGAAGAGCUGUAAAGGCCAACCAUUAAUGCCAUUAAAUUCCCUGGCCAGCUACUCGGUCCUCUACUGUGGUUCCAGUCCAAACACCGCUGCCCAUCGAGAGAUCAGAAGUGUGUCACCUUUCAAGGACAUCACAAUCUGGAACAGAUCCUCAGGUCGACACUACAUGUGGUUAAUGUCUAUAUACACAAAAGUUUUUAUAACAAUCGUGUGGCUUUUAUUAAUGCUAAGAUUUUUUUUAGUUAUCUUGCAAAAAUCAAGAAAUGUAAUUCACUUUAAUUAUGAGUCUACUGUUAACUUGCAUUCUGUGGGAACCAACCAAGGUGCAUUUCUGGAUGGCACACUAGCAUGCUUGCCUUCAGGCGCUGUGCUCAUUUGUUUGACUCCUGUAUGGGAUGGGAUUUGUUAUAAAAUUGUCCUGGGUUCCCAGAUCAGCCUAGACUAA